Brachypodium distachyon (stiff brome) is the source of this 777-nucleotide messenger RNA. RefSeq names its product MADS-box transcription factor 50-like. The coding region runs from base 1 to 777 and encodes 258 amino acids. NCBI's taxonomy places the organism in Eukaryota, Viridiplantae, Streptophyta, Magnoliopsida, Poales, Poaceae. The record is from RefSeq and is marked provisional. The transcript has 7 exons. Gene Ontology annotation, biological process: positive regulation of transcription by RNA polymerase II. Gene Ontology annotation, cellular component: nucleus. Gene Ontology annotation, molecular function: DNA-binding transcription factor activity, RNA polymerase II-specific; RNA polymerase II cis-regulatory region sequence-specific DNA binding; protein dimerization activity.
AUGCAGGCAGGCCGGCUCGAUCGGAGAGGAUCUAUUUGGGAUCGGUCGACGAAGAUGGUGCGGGGGAAGACGCAGCUGAAGCGGAUUGAGAACCGGGCGAGCCGGCAGGUGACCUUCUCCAAGCGCCGCGGCGGGCUGCGCAAGAAGGCGCACGAGCUCUCCGUCCUCUGCGAUGUUGAGGUCGCCCUCAUCGUCUUCUCCCCCAGCGGCCGCCUCUACGAGUUCGCCAGCGCCAGCAUGCAGAAAACACUAGAACGUUAUAAGGCAUCCACAAAGGACAAAACUAGCAGCCCAACGGCACAGCAAGACAUAGAGAAGAUAAAAGCUGAUGCUGAGGGCUUGUCACAGAAACUGGAAGCUCUUGAAGCCUACAGAAGGAAAUUUUUGGGUGAAAAGUUGGAAGACGACUGUUCUUUUGAAGAGCUGAAUAGUCUGGAGGUCAAGAUGGAAAAGAGCCUUCGUAGCAUCAGGAGAAUGAAGACUCAGGUGUUUGAAGAUCAGCUCGCUAAGCUGAGACAGAAGGAGAUGACGUUGCGCAAGGAGAACGAAGAUCUAAGGGGCAAGGUGACCAAAGGCAGCGAAAACGAAGAUCUUCAGGCCAAGUGCAAGGAUGUGGUCGACCUUACGCUGGUGACCUCUGCUCCCAUGAUCGCCGCGGCGGCGGCGGCGGAGGAGGAGGAGGAGAACCCUCCUGAGGCUCAGCCGGAGCUGAACAAGGACGCCAUGGACGUGGAGACGGAGCUGUUCAUCGGACUGCCCGGCAGAAAUCGCUCUUGA